CGACUUUCUUCCAUCCAGAUACAAAGAUUGUCUUCAUUGUCAGAAUGUCUACCUUUCAACAAUACGGCAUUGAAUAAUGAAGGUUAUGCAGCGUAGACUGUGAAUGGUUGUUCACAUCUGAGGUUCUCCUCCAUCCAUCCUCAUCCUCAUCCUCAUCCUCCAUCGCAGUUCCGGGGAGGUGUCCAUCGGAGACCACACAAGAAGAAAUAGAGAGACUUCGAUCAGGGCCUGAAACACUGUGUGAUUGAAACCCAUCAACUCAACAGCCAUGUCUACUGUGAAAAUACCAGACGCCGGUGGUGACACCUUGACCUUCCUACAAGUUCAAGGUCGUCUUUAUCCAGCCUUUCCCCCUGAAGCAGUUAUGAACAUGGGCACGUUCAAGAUACGUCAUGAUGACGUCAUAGUAUGUGCUUACCCAAAGUCAGGUACUCACUGGGUAUGGGAGAUAGUGCGCAUGCUCCAGGCUGGCACGACGGAAGUGGAAUCUGCCGAGAAGGAUGACGGGAUGAUGGAGCUGUUUGAUCAAGAUCACUUUGACCAACUCCCCUCCCCCAGGGCUCUUAACACGCAUCUGCUGUUCACCCAACUACCCCCGGAAGUCACACAGAAGAAGAACAAGUUAAUAUUUCUGUCAAGAAACCCAAAGGACCUUUUUGUUUCGUACUAUCAUCACCACACUGGACUAGCGGACCUGUACAACUACAGUGGAAAGUGGAGGAAUUACCUCCCCUUAGUUUUAGACGGAAGAGUGGACUACGGCUCGUGGUUUGACUACAUGCGUGAAUGGGAGAAGGCGAUACAAAACAACCCGGAUGUCCCAGUUCUGUCUGUCAUGUAUGAAGACAUUAAAGAGGACCCGUACAAGGAGGUACGGAAGAUAUCCGACUUCCUGGGGAAGAACUACCCGUCUGACUUCCUGCACAGGGUCUGUGACAGCUGCAGCUUCAGUAAGAUGCGGGAACAGAAAGGACAGUACGACACCUCUCCCGACGGACUGCCAGUCAUGUACAGGAAAGGUCAGGUCGGUGACUGGAAGAACAUGUUUACCGUGUCCAUGAGUGAGUGGUUUGACAGAGUGUACAUCGACAAGAUGGAGGGAUCAACACUCAAGUUCAGAUAUACCCUGGAAGACUAGAACUGCCAAAGCGACAACGUGUUAUUAAUUCAAUACGCACUGAUGAAAACGAGCUACACAUGAGUUCGAUGAGAUCAUCUUAGCUGUAGAACGCUUGUGCUACUUUAUGUCCGGUAUACAAUCGUAUUAUAGAUAGAACUAAUAGCGCAUAAAACACUAAACGUUUUGUUUGUAAACACCACAGAAUGAAAGUUACUGAAUUUUACAAGCAACUGUUUUCACUUAUAUCAUACAAAAUCUUGGUCACAUUCAUACUCGUUUACUGUUAUUUUUUGUACCCACAAUUCAACUUUUGAUUGGAAUAUUUGUCUCUUUCCAUGAUACACAAAAACGAAUCUAAUAACAUGUGAAGUGUAUAUAUUAUUAAAAUUGAAUGACAUAUAUGGUUUCCCUACAAAAAGUUUUGGGCAGUAUAUUAUUUUCUUAUGUUGACUCAAGUUCCGCUAUCCGUAUUCCGACCAUUAAUAUUCUCCGAGUCUGCAAGAGUGACCUUCGGCCGAAUCCGGUUUCAUGACGUCUUUUAGUUAAAAAGAAUCCAACUGUAUCAACAUGUGUGGACAAAGUCCACUAGGCUCAAGGAACAGGUAUUAUGAUAGGCACUACAGUGGAAUUCAAAUUUGCAUCUCCAGCCCAAUCUGGCACUCACUAUCAUUUGAGUGAGUGAGUGAGUGAGUUGGGUUUAACGCCGCUUUUAACAGUAUUCCAGUUAUAUCGCGGCGUGUCAGCAUAAUGUGGGAGGAAAGCCCGA
This is a messenger RNA of Haliotis rufescens (red abalone), 1886 nucleotides long. RefSeq names its product sulfotransferase 1C2A-like. The transcript has 7 exons. The coding region runs from base 269 to 1138 and encodes 289 amino acids. NCBI's taxonomy places the organism in Eukaryota, Metazoa, Mollusca, Gastropoda, Lepetellida, Haliotidae. Gene Ontology annotation, molecular function: sulfotransferase activity. Gene Ontology annotation, cellular component: cytoplasm. Gene Ontology annotation, biological process: sulfation. The record is from RefSeq and is a predicted model, not a curated record.